This is a messenger RNA of Haliotis rubra (blacklip abalone), 546 nucleotides long. Its product is annotated as receptor-type tyrosine-protein phosphatase epsilon-like. The record is from RefSeq and is a predicted model, not a curated record. Bases 1 to 546 code for a protein of 181 amino acids. Gene Ontology annotation, biological process: protein dephosphorylation. Lineage: Eukaryota; Metazoa; Mollusca; Gastropoda; Lepetellida; Haliotidae. The transcript is spliced from 5 exons. Gene Ontology annotation, molecular function: protein tyrosine phosphatase activity.
AUGGCGCUAGAGGAAGGAGCUGACAACUCUGUGCAGGUUGUCGAGGACGAAGCAGGGGAGGACAACAACGACACGUACUACAACAUUGGGAUGGAUCCUGCUGUGACGGUGGUGGCUGUACAUCAGCUGGGGGAACUGAUCAAGGAGCUGCAGGCGUCAGUCGGAGGAUUCCAGGCAGAGUUUCAGAGGUUGCCCACUACCUUCACUCAGCCCUACAAUGUCGCCAAGCUGGAAGAAAACAAGGGCAAGAACAAAUACAUAAGCUAUUAUCCAUACGAUGCCACUCGGGUCGUAUUGCAGGAGCUGCCAGACCAGCCUGGUUCCGACUACAUCAACGCCAGCUACAUUGAUGGAUACUCUCAAGCCAAAGUCUACAUAGCCGCCCAAGCUCCUACAACGAAGACCCUGACUGACUUCUGGAGGAUGAUCUGGGAACAGAACUGUACAAGAGUCGUCAUGGUGACACACCUGGCGGAGUUGGGAAGGGUACGUCUUCAUGGCAUUUUUCGCUCUGUGAUAGAGAGUUCUACUUAUGGAAAUGACUGA